Molecule: messenger RNA, 825 nt
Organism: Micropterus dolomieu (smallmouth bass)
Lineage: Eukaryota; Metazoa; Chordata; Actinopteri; Centrarchiformes; Centrarchidae
Product: transmembrane and coiled-coil domain-containing protein 4-like
Exons: 7
Coding region: 37-825 (262 amino acids)
Source: RefSeq, a predicted model, not a curated record
GGCAACAAAAGUUCAGUCUACAGAGUUGAUACGUCCAUGGCCAUGGAACAAAAACAGAGCUGUCCGGACACCAAAUUUGCUCCAGACCCUGGAGGGACAGGAACAACACAAGCUGCCCCACCUGACCAAAGCCCAGAGGAAAUUAUCUGCAGGCAACUGAGUGAGCAGGGCCGUUUUGCUUAUGCUGCGCUGUGUGCUGUCUCUCUGGGCCAGUUGUUUGGUGGACCUGAAAAUAGUGUGUUCAGGGAGAAGUAUCUACAGGGCUUGGUCUGCUGGCUGGAUCUGGAUGAGUCGGUGAUGCCGGUUAUGGGGGCUUUCCUGUCAGGUCUUGGCUUUGAGGGCUCAGACACCUUCCUCUCCACCCUACAGGCCGAACCACUGCUGGCUGCCGGGGCUACCCCCAUCAUACAGGAUCUGGUGUCUUUUUCUGUCAAAGAUGGCCAGUAUGAUGCCAGAGCAAGGGUUCUCAUCCGUCAUGUCAGCUGUCUGCUGCGAGUCCUUCCACAGCAGUUGGAGGAGUUUGAGGAAACACUGGGAGAGAGGCUGAGGGAAGGAGGAGUGGAGAGCGAAGAGGAGUCUUCCCGGCGGCUGAGGAGAGAAAGAGGGCGAAAAUUACGACGCUACCUCCUGAUUGGACUAGCCACCGUGGGUGGAGGAACUGUGAUCGGUGUGACAGGUGGGCUUGCAGCACCCUUGGUGGCAGCAGGGGCCAGUGCUGUGCUGGGGGCUGGAGGGGCUGCUGCUCUGGGCUCAGCCACCGGCAUUGCAAUUAUGGCCUCCCUGUUUGGAGCAGCAGGAGCUGGAUUGACUGGUAAGAGCAUUUGA